Messenger RNA from Solanum lycopersicum (tomato), 675 nucleotides. RefSeq lists its product as uncharacterized. NCBI's taxonomy places the organism in Eukaryota, Viridiplantae, Streptophyta, Magnoliopsida, Solanales, Solanaceae. The record is from RefSeq and is a predicted model, not a curated record.
AUGACGCCACUAGAUGUUGCCAAAUCUAAAAAUCAGGGAAAAUGUCCAGCAGCAUACAGGGUUGCAAGGGACAGACUUGAAAUGCUAUCUGAGGCACAAGAUAGCUUGCGCAAGGCUCAACGGCGCAUGAAGAAGUAUGUUGAUCAACAUCGUCGCUCAGUUGAGUUUAAUAUGGGUGACAAGGUGUUAUUGAAACUUACCCCACCAAUCUGGAAACAGAUUGUAAGUAAGACCAGACAUCGGUGUUUGAUUCCUAAGAAUGAUGGUCCAUUCGAAGUGGUGAAACGAGUGGGCGAAGUUGCUUAUAGGUCAAAGUUGCCAGAAAGGUUGAAAAUUCAUCCCAUUUUCCUUGUGAAUUUCUUGAAACCUUACUUUGCAGAUGCAUAUGAUCCAGACAGAAAUAGGUCAAAGAGGGCUCCUCCAUCAGUACCUACACAGUAUGAUGCUGAAAUUGAGAAAAUCCUUGAUCACCGGGGUUUGGGCACAAGUAAGAAGAAUACUAAGACCGCAUUCUUGGCUCAUUGGAAAGGAAAGAGUGCAGCUGAUGCAGUUUGGGAGAAGGCAAAAGACUUAUGGCAUUUUGAUGCUCAAAUCGAGGACUAUCUUAAAACAGUCUCGAUGAGGACAUCGAGUACAAGUGGUGCGAGUGGUCUAUUAGACCCGCAAACUACUUGA